ACUCACUAAAGAAAGAAAGAAGAACUCACAGUUUGUUUAGAUGUUCAGCUGCUGCGUCUUUAAUACAUUUCUGUCACUUCUCUGUUUCUAUUCUUGAUGAUUUCCUCUCUUUCAUGACAGCAAACCAAACGUUUUCUCUUUGUUUUGACAAGAGCUUUAAAUAUCCUGUUUCAGGAGUCUUAUUGAGUUUUUGUGUUGAGAUGUUGAAGAUGAGUUUGCAGGUGGAUUUGAUGUGCUGUAAAUCAGUAGGAACUGAUCUGUCCAUGCUGGAUAUUGAUGAUUUGAUGACAGAAAUCUCUCAGCUGAAGAAAGAGGUGGCGUUACUGGAGGCAAAGCUGAGGGAAAGAGGAGAUCCACUGAACGGAGAGGAGCUGGAGAAGGUUUCCUGUCAAUCUUCAGUGUGUGUGACUGAUGGGACCUCCACAGAAUGUCAGGAUUCAGUGUGGAGCGUCAGAGAUCAGAGAUCCAGAGACACACAGGACUCAGAGCUCAGCCUCACUUUACUCUGUUAUACUGACGCUCAGGAGAGUGUGUGUGACAGUAAUCAGGGUGAUCAAACCUCCACAGAGUCUCUGGCUUCUGUCUGUAACGCUGGAGAACAGCAGAUGCUGCAGAUACCAUUGAAGAUGUGUUCAGUGAAGCUGCUGGACUGCAGGAACCUGAUGGAGAUGAGAGGAGAAACCACAGCAGAGGAACAGCAUGAUGAUCACCAUGAAGAUGAAGAUGAGGAGGAGGAUGAUGUUAUUCAACAUGACAAUUAUGAUGAAGAUGAUGAUUUUAUCUCUUCAGAUGCAAACAGUGUUUCAUCUUCUGAUGGAGAAGUGGCUUCUACUUCAAAAGCAAGACAUGAGAGAAGAGUGCACAGAGGAAAGGAGGAGUUUCACUGUGAGCAGUGCGGGAAGGUUUUCAACGUGCCUUCUCUUCUGAAGUCUCACAUAAAGAGACACAAUGAUGAAAAGCCUUUUCAAUGCAAUGAGUGUGGCAAGUGUUUCAGAACGAAAAGAAAUCUUGUUCUUCAUGGGAGAAUACACACAGGAGAGAAACCAUUCAAGUGUCCUCACUGUGAGAAGAGAUUCAGACAUGGAUCCCAUCUGAAGGAACACUGUGUCCGUUUGCACAAAAAAGAGAGUCUGUAUCAGUGCAGUGAAUGUGGGAAAACCUUUGUACUACCAGAUUCUCUAACGUCACAUCAGAAAAUACACUCUGAGAAAAAAACAUAUCAAUGCUCACACUGCGAUAAACAGUUUCCUAACAAUUCUCGUCUGAUACUCCAUGAGAGAACACACUCAGGAGAGAAACCUUACCUCUGCUCUUACUGUGGAAAGAGCUUUUCUGAUCGACGUCAAUUCAGAGUUCAUGUAAGAGUUCACACGGGAGUAAAGCCUUAUCACUGUAGCGUUUGUGGAAAGAGCUUCAGUCAAUAUGCUCACUUAUCAAAACACCAGAGAACACAUACUGGAGAAAGACCUUACAAAUGCUCUCUGUGUGACAAAACGUUUGCUCGAUCAGAUAUCCUGAAAACCCAUCAGAGGGUGCACACAGGAGAGAAACCUUACCGCUGCCCAAUCUGCAGGAAGGAAUUUUCCCAUUUAAAAAGUUUUAAAAUUCAUCAGAAGAUACAUGCUAAAGAACAAGCUGCCCUGAAAUCAUCGUAGCAUGGUGGCGUAGUGGGCUAAAGCACAUAACUGGUAAUCAGAAGGUUGCUGGUUUGAUCCCCACAGUCACCACCAUUGUGUCCUUGAGUAAGGCACUUAACUCCAGGUUGCUCCGGGGGGAUUGUCCCUGUAAUAAGUGCACUGUAAGUCACUUUGGAUAAAAGCAUCUGCCAAAUGCAUAAAUGUAAAUAUUGAUUGGCUAAUCAGUUAAAAGCAAGAACUAUUUUAUUUUUUAUUUGCUGUAAUAAGUAUGCUAUGUAUUUACCAUGUAUUAUUAAUUAUAAUACUUUCAUACUAUGUUUGUUUUACUCAUAAGUUACCUUAUAAGUUGAUUAUAUUUGACCCUAUAAUAUUUGAUCAUUUAUGCCUCAUAAAGCCCAAAGUGUACUUUUAAAGCUAGUGUCUGUGUACAGUCGAAUGUUCAACAUGUCAAAUUACUGUAUUUAUAUGUGCACACAUGAACAGCAGGUUGUUGCAUACUGCAUGUUCAGAGUAUGCACAGUUAGAAAAAUCGGGCUGCACAUGUUCAGUGCUCGAGCACUCUGUUGAUGACGAAAUUUGUGUCAUACAUCCUGUACGUAGGAUGCUUUGGGCUUAUGUGACCCUUGUUUAAAAUACUUAUAAUGUAGUUCCUUUGAAUGUCCAUAAGAUGGCAGCAAUGUAUAUGUUUUGAGAACAAUGCUGAAAAUGUAAUCAUGUAACCUUGAAAUAGAAGUAACCACUGUAUGUUUGAUAAGGCUUCAAUAUGCAGCUGUUUGUGUGAGAGGUUUUGAAACGGCAUUGAACUGGUUUAAACUGUUUUAUUAUGUACUUGCGGUUAGAAUCUCUCAUUGCAGAACUCCCUGCAUGUGCUAUUAGACCUCUGCAAAUGAUCCAGAAUGCAGCAGCACGUCUGGUCUUUAAUGAACCAAAGAGAACGCAUGUUACACCCCUCCUCGUCUCUCUCCACUGGCUGCCGGUUCAUGCACGUAUUAAAUUCAAGGCUCUGAUGCUGCAUACAAAACAGUCACUGGGUCUGCUCCAGCAUACCUAAAAACAUUUCUGCAGUCGGCUAAUGAACGUCGCCUUGUACCAACGCAAAGAGGCACCAAAACACUUUCCCGGACUCUCAGUUUCAUCAUACCACAUUGGUGGAAUGACCUUCCCAACUCCAUCCUUGAAGCUGACUCACUUUCUGUCUUCAAAAAACGGCUAAAAAUCUUAACCAAUAACUAAAAAGAAAAAAUAAUUCUUGUUGCACUUUAAUCUGUUUUGUAUACUAUUCUGAUGCUAGUGAAACUUUGUAAUAUGGCACUUUUCGUACCACUGUCUCCUUCAGAUGAUUCACAAAUGCUUUCCUCUUAUGUAAGUCCCUUUGGAUAAAAGUGUCUGCCAAAUGAAUAAAUGUAAAUGUAGAAUAAAAGAUCAUAUACAUGUAUUAGAAUAGAGAAGUUUAACCUGAUAUAAACAUGUGGUUGACAUAAAUGUACAACAUGGGUAUGUAUGAAAAUCUACAUACUAAUUGUCUAAUUAUCGCAUCACAUUUUAAUUAACAUCUGAUAAAAAUCAGAUUUACUUACAAUCUGAAUCAUGCUUUGAGACAUUUAUGAUUUAUAAUGUUUGUAACUCUGAUCUUUUUAAGAUCACUAUAGUAGACUUUAAUAUAAAGUGUAUUAUAUUCCUAUGUUUAACAGGAUUGCACCAUAUGUAUCCACAGAGGUCUGGGAUAAAUCCACUGACCCUAGAACUGCCCCAGAUCUUACUGUACAUUUUGUAAAAAGUUAAAUAUAUGGGGGAAUAAAUGUGUGUCAACCAAGCCUCUCGGUAACAAUAUUCAGCCAAUACACAAUAAAAUAGGAUUUUAUGGACAGCAAAAUGUGUUUAAAAUAUUAUGGAAAUAAAGUAAAAUAGUUGUAUGGUGCUCUUUGCUCACUUGUUGCCCUAUAGGAACAACAGUACAACCUAAUAAAGGCU
This is a messenger RNA of Xyrauchen texanus (razorback sucker), 3608 nucleotides long. RefSeq names its product zinc finger protein 501-like. Gene Ontology annotation, cellular component: nucleus. NCBI's taxonomy places the organism in Eukaryota, Metazoa, Chordata, Actinopteri, Cypriniformes, Catostomidae. Gene Ontology annotation, molecular function: DNA-binding transcription factor activity, RNA polymerase II-specific; RNA polymerase II cis-regulatory region sequence-specific DNA binding. Bases 114 to 1655 code for a protein of 513 amino acids. The record is from RefSeq and is a predicted model, not a curated record. Gene Ontology annotation, biological process: regulation of transcription by RNA polymerase II. The transcript has 3 exons.